GCUGGCUGUGUCAACCACGCCCCCUUUUCUGCAUAUUUGCAAAAUUUCUCUGGAGGUCUGGAGACUCGAUGGCAGGCAGCAGUUUUUGUGGAUUCCGGCUCCUGAGGCCCUUCUUGGGCACUUCAGGAAUACUCAGGGUGCCCCUCAGACACAGCAGCUUAGUGGCCAAGAAGAGAUUUUAUCGACGGACAAGUGUACUUGAGGCUGGUGGUGGCUUAUGGGAGGUGACCCUGGAUCAAAGGAGAGUGCGAACCCCUGCUGGACAAGUGCUCAGGGUGAGCAACGAGUCUCUAGCCCUGGCUCUAUGUCACGAAUGGGACUCUCAAAAGGACACAAUUAACCUGAGCACCAUGCAUUUGCAUGGUCUUGUUAGCACCGCUCUUGAUAACCCAAACAAAUUGACGAAAAUGGAUCUGGCCCAAAGUAUAGCUCAGUAUCUAGAAACUGACACAGUUCUAUACCAUUCAGAGGAACCGGAAGAUCUUUUAAAUCUACAGGCAGAAAAGUGGGUUCCUAUCAUAGCGUGGUACAACGAUGUCAUGGAUUCUUCAUUAAAGCAUACAACAUCUAUUUCCACUCCUGAUAUCACAGAAAAAGACAAGCAAUCUCUGAUAAGAUAUUUGCUGUCGCACUCGUUUGUGGCACUGCAUGGAUUGAGUUACGCUGUGGAUGUUCUCAAGUCUGUAGUUCUUGGAACAGCCCUAGCGAGGCGGCAUUUAGGAGUUCCCGAAGCUGUGUUGCUGUCUCGUCUUGAGGAAGACUACCAGUGUGAACGGUGGGGCCGUGUCGAGUGGAGCCACGAUAUUUCACAAGAAGAUGCCCAGGCUAGGGUUGCAGCUGCUUCACUUAUAAUUCAACUGUCUUCACCUAGCCCAACUGUCACAACCAAGAAUAAAUAAUUUAUAUCUACUUAAAAAUGUGUAGAUAUGUUUAGAUGAAUUAAGGAAAAAUCUUCUGAUAUUUUAAAAUUUGCUUAAAUUUAUUGAAACAAGAACAAUAAUAGUAAAUAGCUGUGUACAUCAAUAACCGCAUUUCAAAGCUUUAAUCUGCUUCAAUCAAGUAAUACAGUGGCUAAAUCCAAAAAAUGCAAGGUUGAAAUGUUUAAAUAAAAAAAAUGUUGAAAUCACUCA
Neocloeon triangulifer is the source of this 1130-nucleotide messenger RNA. Its product is annotated as ATP synthase mitochondrial F1 complex assembly factor 2. The coding region runs from base 69 to 899 and encodes 276 amino acids. The record is from RefSeq and is a predicted model, not a curated record. Gene Ontology annotation, biological process: mitochondrial proton-transporting ATP synthase complex assembly. Gene Ontology annotation, cellular component: mitochondrion. The transcript has 5 exons. NCBI's taxonomy places the organism in Eukaryota, Metazoa, Arthropoda, Insecta, Ephemeroptera, Baetidae.